Molecule: messenger RNA, 1268 nt
Organism: Rotaria sordida
Lineage: Eukaryota; Metazoa; Rotifera; Eurotatoria; Philodinida; Philodinidae
Source: the annotation of a GenBank genome assembly
GCUGUGUAGUGAUGACGAUGUUAUAUAUCCAAAUCGUUCAACUAGUUACUCAUCAAAUUCAGGACAAAGUAUCGAUGGACAAUGGAUAAUAGUUGAACCUGGAAAUGACAAGAUAUCACGAGUCUUACCAGCUUUCCAAGAAAAAACUGGACCUAAUUUUCCAGUUAGCUCUUGUCCUUCUUCAAAUUAGAUCUGAAAUAAGUGAUUUUACUAAUCAAUAAAUAACUAAAAAAGGAAUUUCGUUAUUCAAGCAUAAUCGGCGAAAGUUUCUUUGUUAGUUUCUCGUAUGUCAGAAUUAAAAAAAUAAUGAUAAGUGCCAUUGCACAUAUGACCUCUCCUCGAUUCAUUUUCUCCUCGCCAAACAUAUGUUAUUGACACGACAGAACGAAAAAAAAAUUCUUUCGUUCUGCUUGUCUUCAAUUGAAGACAAGCGGGAUUCAACAAGUUAAGCAAAACAGCCACAUUAGCUGAAUGGGCAUGUGGUGUUGAUUUAGCAUUAGGGACCUAUUUACCAUUAGAUGUCGUUGGUCCCGAACGUACAUAUCGACUUAAAGAAGAAAAGAAAUAUCGAUCAAUAUUAACAGAAUAUGCCAUUAAUGAUGUUUUCGUAGUUACCAAAUUAUCUUAUAAAUUAAAUUUAAUACAAUUUUUAUCAACAAAUGAUUAUGAAGAUGUUUCCGACGAUGAAGACAAUAUUAAUUUACAACAAGAAGUAUCAAUUAAUAUACCAUCAACAUAUGAAGAAGUAAUAGUUCAUGAAAAAGAAAUAUCAUAUCAACAACAAGAAGACAUUGAACCAAUUCGACCAAUCAAUAAUGAAUAUUAUGAAUCACAUUAUAAUGAAUCAUUAUGUGUACAACAUGAAUCAAUAGAACUUGAAUCAGAUGUUAUUGAACUUCAACCGGAUGAUGAUAUGGAUACACAAUCUAUACCUGAAAUUAUGAAGCUUCAUUUUUAUCAUGAACCAAGUCAACGAUAUAUACAACAACAUCAUGAUGAACAGUCAUCAAAUCAACAGAUGACAGUUCAUAUAAGAAACGAACCGGAUCAGGUAAGAAAUUCCUAUCAUUUAGAUCCAAUAACAACAUUAACAAAAAAACAAAUACGAAAUCGAAAAACAAAUCGUCGUCAUCGUGCAAACCGUUAUCGAUUUAAAGUUAUUCGUACAGUUUAUCAUUUAUUUAGUAUUAUACAAAUUAAACGUAUAUUAAAAUCAAUGACUAUUUAUUCUCUUAAUGUCAAUAUGAUCCGACACAAAUUAUCUAUUG